Molecule: messenger RNA, 1038 nt
Organism: Aspergillus homomorphus CBS 101889
Lineage: Eukaryota; Fungi; Ascomycota; Eurotiomycetes; Eurotiales; Aspergillaceae
Product: RNA methylation protein TRM112
Exons: 3
Coding region: 232-612 (126 amino acids)
Biological process (GO): peptidyl-glutamine methylation; rRNA (guanine-N7)-methylation; tRNA methylation
Molecular function (GO): protein heterodimerization activity
Source: RefSeq, a predicted model, not a curated record
AGAGAACUCAGCUAACCACGUCUUCUCACUACAGUCUUUAGAGAAACCAGCUUGAAGUGUUACAAGUGGCAAACCCAAAUCACCAUAGUAUCUUUCAUUACACGGGAAGUAUGAUAACGUAACCUGAAAAGAGCCUGGCUCAAAUUUUCACUCACUCGAUAUGUAAGCCGCCGCAAGUCUAGUUUACUCUACAUUCAAUUAGCGGAGUCGUCCGACCAACCUCAAACGUCAAUGAAGCUGCUUACAGCCAAUUUUUUGGCUUGUGCCGUUAAGGGCUGCAAAGCGGCCGCGUCGUCCUACCCCCUGCAUUUCAAGGAUGCUGAACUCGAGAUGCAGGAGGUCGACUUUCAGCCGGAAUUUAUACAUAAUAUCAUCCCACGAGUUGACUGGGAAGGUCUGCGUGUAAUGGCCAAUGAGCUCGGCUUCCCCAAUAUCCCAGGUUCGAAGCCCGAAGGUGAUAUGCUCAAUGACGAGCAGACACUGAGGGACCUUCAUAAGUUACUCCUAGAGACUCAUGUUGUUGACGGGAAACUAUGCUGUGGUCACUGCGGGCAUGAGUACGUGAUUAAGGAAGGGAUCGCUAAUUUUCUCCUUCCCAGCCAUCUGGUCUGAGCUUGAUUCUCGAUGAUUCAUGCACCGGUGCAAUGGCCAGAAAGUUGUUAAAUACCCUGUCCAUACUGGGCACCUUUGCCUAGUACAGGGCUGGUGGGAAAGAUUGCUCCAGUCUACGCUCCCAAAAUCAUGCAAAAAUCCUUGUCGCAUGCUAUCAGGAAUGGCAUUUGUCAUGGACGUGAUAAGAUGGAUAAAGGUGUUGGCGAGAAGUCGACUAUAAAUAAUCUUACAGCGAACACCGCACUACAACCUCGAUAACAGUUCUUGACCUCCAUUAGACACGCAAUUUGUUCGACGCCAUCAGAUUAAUACUACUUGCUCAAUGUCUAUGUGGUAGAUUUGCAUGCCGCAAUGCGGCAGGGAGCUCAUGACAGUUCUCAUGACGAGACUUAUCCCGAAUUCAGGCCGUGUAGCUUCAAUUUGAAU